AUGUCUACAUACAUCCGUCCUUCAGUACUGGCCCUGCCAGAAAUCUUGAGUGAAAUCUUCACUUGGAUUGACAUGGACUAUUCAGCGCCCCAUCGCCAGCGCGAUCUACUAAAUUGCGCCUUGGUAGAUAAGGCGUGGUGCCAUGAAGCCCUUCGUAUCCUGUGGAGCGACACACGCACGAGCGACACCCUGGAGAGACUCAUGAUCAAGAUCCCCAUCAACCGCCGCCAGAUUUAUGCCAACUUUGUCAAAAGAGCCAGGGUGAGCAGCUAUAACUUGCAAGCGGGCCCGGUAGCAUUUGGGGUCAUGGAAAAUGUGAUUUUCCCACAGUUACACACCUUGGAUCUUCUUCUGGGCCAUUGCAACGGCUGCGUACAUCGCUUUGUCUAUGUUCCAGAUUUCAAGAUGCCCAGUCUCCGGACCCUUCAUAUUAGUGGGACUUCUGAUAUCAAUCGGAACGUUUGUAUGGACCAGGGUGAAUGGGACUAUAUGGCUUCCCGGAUUCUGGAAGUCUUUCCAAGAUUGGUGAAUGUGCUAGUUGAAAUACCGACCGUUCUCGAUAUUGAGGGAUUCGAGGCCUUUGCUGAGAAACUGCCAAAGCUGCAAUCGCUCGCGUUUGAGGAACUUGUCUCUCCAUCAGAACUUGAAAAUGGGGGGGAUACUACAGAAAGGGAGGAUACGGAUAACGAAGACACUGAGAUAGGUAGUGAGGACAUUGAGAUGGUGGAUAGCGAUGACAUGGGGAGUGACGAUAUGGAUAUUGAUGGCGAGGAUUUUCAGAAUGCAGUUAGUAGGCUUUUUGUUCAGGUCAAAGCUCUCAGCUCUUAG
Penicillium paradoxum is the source of this 828-nucleotide messenger RNA. RefSeq lists its product as uncharacterized. Bases 1 to 828 code for a protein of 275 amino acids. Lineage: Eukaryota; Fungi; Ascomycota; Eurotiomycetes; Eurotiales; Aspergillaceae. The transcript has 2 exons. The record is from RefSeq and is a predicted model, not a curated record.